AUUUCUGUAGCUUUCUCACAUCCCAUUCACGCCAAUUAUUCCAGUGCAGAUUAUUUGUGUUGGUUUGCGUCUCUCAUUUUCUCCUAAGUGUGGUUAGUUGUUAGUGGAAACUAUAACAAAUAUUUGCCUUAACGUUAAGUUUCUUGAUAUUAGCGAGUCGCUGGGGAUGGUUAGUGUCUCGGUUCACUCCUGAAAUAAUAACGGCUGCUUUAUCUGCCAUCAGCUGCAAUGUAGAAGCGGAGAAAAAGACACUUCUCCCAGCAUGUCUCUUGUUCAUGACCUUCAUGUGUAAGUCCUGAGCAUGGAGAUGUUGCUUGUCAGCAAUCGUUACUUCAGGAAGAAAAAAGCCAAAGCGUCACUGGAGAAGGUAAUGAGCCGGUGAUGGACACGGACUGAGUGGAAUCGAUGUUAUCGGUAGAAGAUGACGAGGACUGAAAUGAGGUGGAGUAAUUUACUGACAAUCUGAUGGAGAGCCUCCAGUGAAAUAAGCGAAUAGUAGUGCCUCAGAGACCGGAGGAACUCGGGUCCACUCUCUCAUGGACCUGUGCAGCAGGAACCCGAACCGCACGGUGCCUGUGAGCGAUGACGUGCCCAGACGAGCCGACGUGCCCCUGUGCUCCAGGACAAAUGGGUGGAGCUGGCCUCCUCACCCCUUCCAGCUGUUGGCAUGGCUUCUCUAUCUUUACUUUGCAGUCACAGGCUUUGGAGUUUUCAUCCCUCUGCUGCCGUCACACUGGAUCCCGGCUGGUUAUAUUUGUACAGGCAUUACUUUCGUCUGUCACCUGCUUGUGCACCUGACCGCCGUCUCCAUCGACCCCGCCGACUAUAACGUCAGAGCGAAGAGCUACAAAGGACCGCUGCCUGCGUUCGACCGCACGAAACACGCACACGUCAUCGAGAACUGCCACUGUUACCUCUGUGAGGUGGAUGUAGGACCGAAAUCCAAACACUGCAGCGCCUGUAAUAAGUGCGUGGCCAGUUUCGAUCAUCACUGCAGAUGGCUAAACAACUGUGUGGGCAGCAGAAACUAUUGGGUUUUCCUAAACAGCGUCAUAUCCGCUCUGCUGGGCAUAUUUUUAGUCGUGAUCAUUGCCACUUACGUUUUCAUCGAAUUCUUUUUGGAUCCGUCGAAGCUUCGAUCCGAUAAACACUUCCAGCAAGCUUCUGUGAAGAACGAAUCUGUGGUGUGGUUUGUCUUCUUGCCAGUGGCUCCAGUAUCUACAGCAGGUCCAGCCAUCCCAGCCCUGGCAGGAGUAACCAUCACGAUGGGGCUCCUUUCCUCGUUGCUGCUCGGCCAUCUACUCUGUUUCCACAUCUACCUCAUGUGGAACAGGCUGAGUACAUACGAGUACAUCGUCCGACAGAGACAUCGUCAGGAGGUGAGAGACAAUAACAAAGACCCUUCGGGGAACGAGCCUGGAGUUCCCAAGAUAAACCUCAUCAAGGAUGUGAGCUACUCGGGUACUCUUGGUUACACCAACCCUGAGAUGGAGGUGGAGGAUCCUGCCACCAGGAGCGCACAUGGAAAUCCAGAGAUGUAUGGUAACGGCAGGAUCAGAAGCUCGCUAGAAAGAAUGGCUGAUGACGAGCUACUCCCUACCGUGUCCACGGAGCAGAAACCAGCGCCCCGUCCUUCCAAAAACACACAGAAGAAAAGAAAGAAAGUGCGUAAAAUACCAGCAGAAGUGAUUGAUGAUCGAGUCACAGAGAUGAGCACGAGCAGAGGCAUGGCACAUCAUUCAGCUGAGCAAGAAUCCUCCGUAGCCGCUGCCACUCUGUCCUCAUCCCUAAGCCAGCGCCUCCCUUUCCCAGCAUUCCAAGUGCGGGUGACCCUCCCCCCUCUGGCCCCUGUGCAGGCUGCCGGACCCCCAGCUGAGUACCACUCUGAUUCCGCAGAGUCUCUGGAGGAGAUCCCCGUAGCUCUGGCACGCCUGGGAACUGCCAUGCCAGCACGGGUGCCUCUCGCUUCCGUCUGCCAUUCCUCCUCCAUGCAGCGUGUCUUGCUCCAGCCGUUACCCUCUCCACAGCCCAGGACCAAAAAGAAGGCUUCGGCUCGCAAGGCUGCAGAAGAGAGAUUCGAGAUGGCAUCCCAUAAUCCUUUCGUGUUCGUCGGUAGAGGAAACGGAGAGACCGCCUUAACUCUAGACGGCACCAGACCCGAGGACGGACACGGUCACGUUGGAAAACGCAAGCACACGAGCAAGAGAAGAGGCACAGAGGAGGCAAGACUCGGCUCCAGAUCCAACACGCCGCUAGCGUAGGAAUACAAGUGCCGUGACUUUACCUGGCUUGCUAGCAAAACUUCCCAGAGAUAAGCUGCAUCAUAAAAAUACAAAUCCACAGGCACUACAAUCACAGAUGUAGCAACAAAAGCCUAUCACCUAUGCAACCACCACUGAGUGCAGGCUUUCCCUCUGGUUUCUGACAGACUCUUUUGAUAAAUGUGCAGUUUCUCUUAGCAUUUCAUUUACUUCAAUACAUUUUGCUAAUAACUUCUCUUGUAGCAUUGCACAAUUGUAUUUGUAUGUGUCUUUUUUUUUAUUUAUCAUCACACAGUUUUAUCAACUAUUAAUUCAUAUUGAAUGCUAAAGCUCAUAUAUUGUGUACAGUCUAUAGCAGAUUAAAAUAUCUGUUGACUGUUGCUCUAAACAUAAAUUCAGUGAGGUUUCUUUUUUGUUUUCUCCAUAAUAAUGUUUAGUAUUAAUGUUAUCAAUAAUGUAGUUAGAACGGAACACAUUUUCUUAUAUUAUGUCCUACUUAUGCUACAGAAAUGACACUCGAGCAUGAGCCACGUCCCAAGUGUUGCCCGAAGCCCAAUGCUCCACCUCUAUGUCCACUCUCUGGUGAUGUAACUGAGAUGUAGAUCGAUGGCCUGUGAGCAAUUCAGGCACACAGAUGUUAAAGCUAGUAUUUGACGGCGGGCCUUAAAACUUCAUUACGUUCCAGUUGUGUUCAGUGUGGUUGAUUAACGACGGCUCACCGUUCAGUGAUGCCGAGGGUCAACAAACCGCACGGUUAUUAUUAGAUGUGAAAAAGAUCAGACUGGCAAAUUGAAACGAUUUCUUCACAGGAUUUGUUUUGCAAAGUUAUUAUCCUAACGCUGUCUAGUCAUAGGUUUAAUAACUAAUAUGAUUUCUUUUCCUGCUUCUGUUCCUUCUGCUCCAGUCCCUACGUGCGCAGAAAGUUUAACCAAUCCCACUCUUAUUAUUUUUCCUAGCACUUAGCUGUAAUAUUUUUGUGCCGGUUUUAUUUGUCAACCUAUAAACAAAUUAUUGAUGAAACCACUGUGACUUAUAAAGUUUUUAAUGACGAAUAACAAAUGACUGAACACGGCAAACGCAUUGCACAGUGGUGUUCAAGCAUCCAGUUUGCUACCAUGUUAAUAAAUGUGGAUUUUCUUCAUAAAUAUAUUUUUUCCUCCUGUUAAUGUCGCUGCAUCCGCUUUGCCUCACUCUUAAAAAAAAAAACAUUUGUAAAUCAUUAUAAAGACUCAGUCCUCUAUGUUAGGGUUAGGGCUUGUUAAAGGGUACUUGUUGUAAGGGUGCAUAUUAAGGGAGCACUGUUUUUAAUGCCAAAAAUCAGAACUGACAGCUUACACCCGAGUCAGGACCGUGAACCUGCACGUGUAUCAUUUGGGACGGGGACUGGAUCUCCACGUGCUUUUUCUUGUCUGGUAAUAUGUCAGAAACUUGCAGUAUUUAUUUAUUUUUUUAGUUACCCAGGCACUGUAUAGUUUCUGUGGAUUACUAUUAGAAACAAAAAUCCAUAUUGCUUGUUUUGUGUCGUCGUCUUAUGUCUUGGCAACACUAAUGGAUAGACCAGGCAAGGUUUGAGGCUGGUUUUUUGAUCACAGAAGACGUCCUGUUUUUAGGCUGAUCUUAAACAGUUAUUUUCGUGGAUUAUCUUGUGGUAUGGGGUGUGUAAAAUCCGUCUUUUAAUCCACGUCUGCUCACACUGUCCUGAUUUACGUGCAUAUAUUAAACAUGUUCAAUAUAUAUUUAUAGUAAAUAUUUUACGGCUCAGAAUCCUGCAGUGAUAGAGGAUACGCCGACUGUCUUGUGUAACAGCGUGGUCUUGACUGUAUGUGUGGUAUCAGAAAGUGUACGAUGUUAGGAGAAACGUGUGGAGUUUGAUGACUUAAGAAUGAUCCAGUGCAAAAACCUGUGAAAUUUGUCAUAUCUGGUGUCUGUUACAUCAUAUCAUCUCUUAUGAUUGUUUAUGAAUUUUUACUUUGGCCCAGACAUUUAAAAAAAAAAAUGUUGCAUAAUCUGCUUUCCUGUACAGCACUGACACACAUUAAAUUCUUUUUAACCA
This is a messenger RNA of Hemibagrus wyckioides, 4314 nucleotides long. RefSeq names its product zinc finger DHHC-type containing 1 (gene zdhhc1). The record is from RefSeq and is a predicted model, not a curated record. Gene Ontology annotation, molecular function: protein-cysteine S-palmitoyltransferase activity. The coding region runs from base 537 to 2261 and encodes 574 amino acids. Gene Ontology annotation, biological process: protein targeting to membrane; peptidyl-L-cysteine S-palmitoylation. Gene Ontology annotation, cellular component: Golgi apparatus; endoplasmic reticulum. Lineage: Eukaryota; Metazoa; Chordata; Actinopteri; Siluriformes; Bagridae. The transcript is spliced from 12 exons.